Rhinolophus ferrumequinum (greater horseshoe bat) is the source of this 2202-nucleotide messenger RNA. RefSeq names its product NBL1, DAN family BMP antagonist (gene NBL1). Gene Ontology annotation, biological process: animal organ morphogenesis. Lineage: Eukaryota; Metazoa; Chordata; Mammalia; Chiroptera; Rhinolophidae. Bases 384 to 929 code for a protein of 181 amino acids. The transcript is spliced from 5 exons. The record is from RefSeq and is a predicted model, not a curated record. Gene Ontology annotation, molecular function: receptor ligand activity; BMP binding.
CGCGCCUGCCCGGGGCCGCAGACGGCGCGCCGCGCAGCCCAGUCGAGCCUCGCGGGGCCGCCGCCAGCCCUGCCGGCCGCCUCCCCGAGCCUCCCGGGGCCGCCCGGCCUGCCACUCCCGGGGCCCGCAGACAGCUCCGCAGGAACCGGCGGGUGCUCUGUGCUCUCCGCCGCCGCGCGCGGAGUUUCCGCCGCCAAGAGAGAACGAGAGGGAGAUGGCGUGGCGGAGCGAAAGCCCGGCGGGUCGAGGGCGGGUCGGGCCUCGCGGGCGCCGGGGCAGCGCCCGGAGCUCGGCCGUUGGGCUCGCCCGUCCCCCGGCUGUGGCCGGGCCUCGCUGCUUUGCGAGCCUCUCCACCCUGUUCUAGGGCUCUGAAGGCCACGGGCAUGAUGCUUCGGGUCCUGGUGGCGGCUGUCCUCCCCGCCAUGCUGCUGGCCGCGCCACCACCCAUCAACAAGCUGGCACUGUUCCCGGACAAGAGUGCCUGGUGCGAGGCCAAGAACAUAACCCAGAUCGUGGGGCACAGCGGUUGUGAGGCCAAGUCCAUCCAGAACAGGGCGUGUCUGGGACAGUGCUUCAGCUACAGCGUUCCCAACACCUUCCCACAGUCUACAGAAUCCCUGGUGCACUGCGACUCCUGCAUGCCAGCCCAGUCCAUGUGGGAGAUUGUAACCUUGGAGUGCCCUGGCCAUGAGGAGGUGCCCAGGGUGGAUAAGCUGGUGGAGAAGAUCCUGCACUGCAGCUGCCAGGCGUGUGGCAAGGAGCCUAGUCACGAGGGGCUGAGUGUCUACGUGCAGGGCGAGGACGGGCUGGGCUCCCAGCCGGGCACUCAUCCCCACCCCCAUCCUCACCCCCACCCUGAUGGGCAGACCCCUGAGCCCGAGGAACCCCCGGGGGGCCCCCACACUGAGGAAGAGGGGGCUGAGGACUGAGGCCCCUGACUCUUCCUCCCCUCUCGUCCCCUGUGGAAUUCUGGGGGAAGUGUUGGGGGGAGAGGCUGAAGCCCCCCCUUUGGCACUGGAUGGACUUGGAUUCAGACUUGGACUUGGAGUGCUUCCCGGUUGCCAUGGAGAUCUGAAGGGAGGGGUUGGAGCCAAGCUGCACAAUUUAAUAUAUUCAAGAGUCGGGGGAGGAAGCAGAGGUCUUCAGGGUUCUUUUUCGGAGGGGGGUGGUUUUCUUCCUUUUUGCCUCCUAGAGAUGAGCCUUUAGGAGGGGGAGGAAGUUGGCUAAGCUGCUGAGGUGGCGUUGAGGCCAUCCAAAAUGGCAGGAGCCAGGCUAAGGCCCACGCAGCCUCUGGUGGGGCAGGGCCCCUGGGGUGCAGAUAGUGAAGCUGGGCCCUGAGCUGAGCGCGGGCACCUUGCCAGCAGCACCCCGAGGGAGGGGCUGGGUCCAGGCUAGGAAGCAGGGAGCUCUAGUUCCCCAGAGGCCUCCCACCCCACUGCCAUCCCCGGGGAAGCUUCUCCCAGUGUCACUGAAGUGGCCCUCCCUCCAUGGUUGGGAGUCAGGCCUGGGCAGGACCUGCUGACUCGUGGCCCUGGAGCUGGGGGCCGGCCCUUUGGGCUUCUGGCUUCCUUGGCUUUCGACGGGAUGGAGGGAGACAAGGGAGGAGCCUUUCUGGGCCUGUGGGGGGGGAGCACUGAUCCCCCAGACCAUCAUCACAGAAGAGCAUCCCUCCCUCUUCUUCUCUGAGGUCUUAGUACCUCCCUCUGUCACCUACGUCCUAGGCCCCUCAGAAAGCUGAUGGAGCCAGUCUCCACCUGUUAGGGGAACUCUCUAAAUAUCUGGUGGUGGGGAGGGGUUUCCCUUACUCAGAGGUUCCAUGGAGGGACCUGCGUGGGACGGACUCUGGCUGAGCCUCAAGGAACAAGGAAGAGGAGGAGUGAGGGCUCCUGUAGGCGGCCAGUGUUUCCUGCAGCUCUCUAGCUGCCCGAUCCCACCGGCCUUCCCCCUCCCAGCAGCACUUUAACCCUAGAGGGGGUGGGGGGCCGGGUGGGGACAGGGCAGGACAGAAUACCCUUCAGUACCCAGAACUGCCUGUGUCUGCUCUUCUGUCCCCAGGGUGGUUAGCAGCCCCAGCAACCCCCUGCUUGGGGGUGCCCCAGCCCUCAUAGCUGUCCUGACAAGAGCUUCUGGAGCUUGUAACCAGUAGAUUGUCUCCCUGACGGACCCUGAGUUUUCUCAUGAAUAAAUUCGUUCAAUGCCUGA